CUUUUUCUUUGUAGAUGAACACCAAAUGGAAUUGCGGGUGGGUGUUCGAGCUCGGUUCCAUAUCUGCAGGCUCUUCUACAUUUUUACACAUUUAUUAUGUUGGCACCAAUUGGAAUUGCGGGGCUGUGAUGGAAUUACUUGCAGAUGGUGUGAUGCUGGAAAAUCAUAGAGUCAGUGUUUCAAAAGCUAAAACAACUCUCCCUGGAGCAGGACAGUGGUGGAAUCACUUACGGAACGUGGCUUGAAACCCCCUGAUCAUGAGUCCUCUCUCUCUUGUGUCUUCCACACUGACUGUGUUGGUUAGUUAUUAUUGUAGGUACAUAUUGUAUGCAAAUAAUAUAAGGCAAGCAAUGCAGCUAUACUAGGGUGAAUUCUUUCUGAAUAAAGAGCUGCCCAGGGUGUGAUUCAAAACUACAACACUCUGCAGUCCAAGAAAACCCCUGAGCGG
Messenger RNA from Geodia barretti, 448 nucleotides. The record is from the annotation of a GenBank genome assembly. NCBI's taxonomy places the organism in Eukaryota, Metazoa, Porifera, Demospongiae, Tetractinellida, Geodiidae.